Molecule: messenger RNA, 210 nt
Organism: Adineta ricciae
Lineage: Eukaryota; Metazoa; Rotifera; Eurotatoria; Adinetida; Adinetidae
Source: the annotation of a GenBank genome assembly
AUGAUGGUCAUUUUUUCGAAAACUAAAUUCAUCAUAAAACAACUCAAAGAUGACAAACUAUCCGUCGCCGAAGUUUUCUGCUUGUCAAUCGAUAUGGACUGUAUCGAAAGUUCCUACUUAGGUCAACAAAUCCGAUGCUGGAUCGGAUCCGACCAUUCGACAAAAUCCGAUCGGAUUCCUGGAAACGGAAUUGCAUUGGAAUCCGACUAG